Tupaia belangeri chinensis (Chinese tree shrew) is the source of this 2426-nucleotide messenger RNA. RefSeq names its product nucleosome assembly protein 1 like 3 (gene NAP1L3). The coding region runs from base 36 to 1592 and encodes 518 amino acids. Lineage: Eukaryota; Metazoa; Chordata; Mammalia; Scandentia; Tupaiidae. Gene Ontology annotation, cellular component: nucleus. The record is from RefSeq and is a predicted model, not a curated record. Gene Ontology annotation, biological process: nucleosome assembly. The transcript has 2 exons.
AGUAGUCACUACCCUGAGAUUUGCAGGCUUGCAACAUGGCAGAAGCGGAUCUUAAAAUGGUCUUGGAACCUGCCGCCCAGGGUGUUGCUGAAGAGGAGAUGGCUAGCUCCACUAGUGAUUCUGGGGAAGAAUCUGAUAGCAGUAGCUCUAGCAGCAACAGUAGUUGCAGGAGCGCGGCCACCGCGCCCCCAACCGCCAGCCGCUUAUACGGAAAGAAGAGGGUACCUGAGCCUUCCAGAAGGGCGCGGCGAGCUCCUUCUGGUACAAAUUUCGUGGAUAAGCUGCCCCAGGCAGUUAGAAAUCGUGUGCAGGCGCUCAGAAAUAUUCAAGAUGAAUGUGACAAGGUAGAUGCCCUGUUCUUAAAGGCAAUUCAUGAUCUUGAAAGAAAAUAUGCUGAGCUCAAUAAGCCUCUAUAUGAUAGGCGAUUUCAAAUAAUCAAUGCAGAAUAUGAACCUACGGAAGAAGAAUGUGAGUGGAAUUCAGAGGAUGAGGAGUUUAGCAGUGAUGAGGAGGUGCAGGAUGACACUCCUAGUGAAAUGCCUCCUUUAGAGGGUGAGGAAGAAGAAGAUCCUAAGGAAAAACCUGAAGUGAAGAUUGAAGAAAAGGAAGUUGCUAAAAAAAUUCCUGAAGUAAUGUCUGAAGAAAAGGAAUAUCCAAAAGAAAUUUCUGAGGUAAUGUCUGAAGAAAAGGAAGUUCCUAAAGAAAGUCCUGAGGUAAAGGCUGAAGAAAAGGAAGUUCCUAAAGAAAUCUCUGAGGUAAAGGCUGAAGAGAAAGCAGAUUGUAACCUAUGUGUGGAGGCAAUGCCUGAAGUAAAAGAAGAUCCUAAAGUCUCCGAGGCAAAGGCAGAAGAUAAAGAGCAGCCUAAAGCAAUAGAGGCUAAGGCAAGGGUUCCAGUAAGAGAGGCUCAUAAGAGAUUUCCAGAGGAAAGGCCCAGAGAAAGAGUGAAUCUUAAAAGAGCUAGGAAGGGAAAACCUAAAAGAGAAGAUCCUAAAGGCAUUCCUAGCUAUUGGUUGACUGUUUUGAAGAAUGUUGACAAGCUUGGGCCUAUGAUUCAGAAGUAUGAUGAGCCCAUUCUGAAGUUCUUGUCUGAUGUUAGCCUGAAGUUCUCAAAACCUGGCCAGCCUAUAAGUUACACCUUUGAAUUUUAUUUUCUGCCCAAUCCAUAUUUCAGAAAUGAAGUGCUUAUGAAGACAUAUAUAAUAAAGUCAAAACCAGAUCAUAAUGAUCCCUUCUUCUCUUGGGGAUGGGAAAUAGAAGAUUGCAAAGGCUGUAAGAUAGAUUGGAGAAGAGGAAAGGAUGUUACUGUGACAACCACCCACAGUCGCACCACUGCUACUGGCGAAAUUGAAAUCCAGCCAAGAGUGGUUCCUAAUGCAUCAUUCUUCAAUUUCUUUAGUCCUCCUGAGAUUCCAAAGAUUGGAAAACUAGAACCAAGAGAAGAUGCUAUACUUGAUGAGGACUUUGAAAUUGGUCAAAUUUUACAUGAUAAUGUCAUUCUGAAAUCAGUAUAUUACUAUACAGGGGAAGUUAAUGUUAAUGGUACCUAUUAUCAAGCUUUCAAAGAUUAUGGAAACAGAAAAUAUAAAAAAUGAGAAAGAGGCUGGCUGAAAGAAUUUUCAAGAAUCAAAAAAUUCAAGCAGAAGUUAAGCAGGUUCAUAUAGUCUUGCAAAACAAAUAAGAAAACCUGCCCUAUAACCUGAACAGUCUUGUGUUUUUGUAUUUUCUUGGUAGUCCAAUUUAAAAACUUGUCCUGAAAAGUGUUUAAGUAUCAGUUUAUUCUAUUUAGCCUGUUGUACUGUAAUAUCUUCAAAAUAUGUAAACUGCUAUUAUCUAAAGCAUGUUUGUUUGGUGCUACAGAGUUGAUUUUUGUGAAGUCUUUUUGUCAUGUUUCUAUUAGAGUAUAGCCAUGAAAACUGUCAGAAUUAUUAACUGAGACAAAGAUUUGCUUUAUAAAAAAAAAAGUCCCUACCCUAAAGUACCAAUGUAAGUGUUCUUUUUUUUUUCCAUUUUCCUUUUCCCAGCCCAGAAGACUAAGGGUUUAAAUCUGCUUGCACUAGCUGUGCCUUCAUUACUUUGCUAUACAGUGUUUAUACUAACUAGAACAGUGCAUUGUGAAAUUUGACUGCUUGGGAAAAAAAAAUGAUUAGCAUAUAUUUAAGAAUGUCUGUGAAGACCACAUUUGAUAAGACUGUGAGCUUGUUUAUGUGACAUAGUGGUCUAUAAAUCUGAUCAUAAUGAAGUUAUUGUUUACCAUUGAGGUGUUAAUAUAACAAAGUAUUUUUUAAAUGUUUCUUCAUCUUAUAUUGUGAAAUUGUAAACUAAAGAUACCACAUUUUCUUUAUAAUAUGUUCUACUUUACCUGUCACUGAAAAUGAUCACUUUACAUCAUUUGAUACUUUUUUCAUGUUCUUUUAUUGUAAUCUAAA